AUGAGUAUCGAAAUACCAGAUGAACUGCCGUUGCUAUUAAGAAAUUUUACGCUGUCUGUUUUGCGUAGUAAACCACAAGAUAUAAUUGCGCAUGCUGUCACAUAUUUUACACAAUUACAACAACAACGGCCGAGUGUAACCACUCAAACAUCUAAUACUCUUGCUCAACCAAUUACUUCAACUCCGACACCAGAACUAUCGACAAAUUUAUCAUCAAACAUCGAAACAAGAUUAGCAAACAGUCAACAUUCAAUAAGCGACAACAAUAAUGCAAUAACAGAUGACAACGAUUGGUCAUGUGAACAUCGUUCUAAAAAAAUGAAUCAAACUGUUGAUAACAAACAACAAAAUACUCUGGUAAAUUCUUCAUCAUCAUCGUCUUCGUCAACAUCAGUUGAAGAUGAGGAAAAACAGGAACAAAGCAGUGAUAAUGAUGAAGCGCAAGAUAAAAUUGAUGAGGAAUUUUUACGAAAACGGUAUGUGAAUAAAAAUGAAUAUCGUCGUGUAUCGGUUGCUGCCGAAAAGUAUAAUCCUGAAGAGGAUAAUGACAGUGAUACGGAAAAUACAUUUUAUCCAAAAACUAAUGAACAACGAAAACGUUUAAAAGACGCUGUUAUACAUAGUCUAUUAUUUCGAACAUUAGAAUCGUCACAAAUUGAUCAAAUAUUAAAUGCUAUGUACGAGAAAGAAGUAACACGUGGCGAAGUAAUUAUCAAACAGGGAGAUGAUGGUGAUAAUUUUUAUGUUAUUGAUAAAGGUACAUUUGAUAUUUAUGUUAGUAAACAACUCGAUCAAACACCAGUUAAAGUAGGUGAAUAUGAUAAUAAAGGUUCAUUUGGGGAAUUGGCAUUGAUGUAUAAUCAACCGAGAAGUGCUACGAUCAUAGCAGCAACAAACGGUAUCCUAUGGGUAAUGAAACGUCAGACAUUUCGUAAAUUAGUCUUGAAAUAUGCUUUUCGUAAACGUCAACUAUAUGAAAACUUUUUAAAAGAAGUUGAAAUAUUAAAAUUGAUGAAUGAAUACGAACGAUCAAAUGUGGCAGAUGCUCUUAUACCAAUUGUCUAUGAACAAAAUGAUUUGAUUAUAAAACAAGGUGAUUAUGGUGAUAGAAUGUUCUUUAUUGAAAAUGGAGAAUGUGAUGUUAUCAUGAAUAAACAUGUCCAUAAAACCUUGAGCAAAGGUGAUUAUUUCGGUGAGUUAGCCCUUGUUAAUAAUGAACCUCGUUCUGCUACCGUUAAAGCUAGAACAAAAGCGAAAUUAGCCUAUUUAGAAGUUGAAUCAUUUGAACGACUUAUGGGACCAUGUAUGGAUUUAAUUUGUAGAAAUAUGUCCAAAUAUACCAAAUGA
Molecule: messenger RNA, 1347 nt
Organism: Didymodactylos carnosus
Lineage: Eukaryota; Metazoa; Rotifera; Eurotatoria; Philodinida; Philodinidae
Source: the annotation of a GenBank genome assembly